AUGAACUCUCAGUCUGUCAGCUUUGAAGGAGUAAUAUGUCAACUGGAUAUUAUCCCCUCUGCACAAGCCUCUGCAAACUAUUGUAAAUAUGUAAAACAGCAAUGUCGCCAAGCUGAAACAUACCGAUCUCUGCCAGCACCUCCCGACACAUCAGCUGGGGUGUCUGUAAACUUUCCAAGCAAACAGUUUGGUGACAACACCCAAUCUGAACAUAAAUCAUUUUACACACAGAAAGAAGCAUUAAACCUUCCUAUUAACAACACUGCACCAGUCCAUUCCCUACCUGAAUCCUUAGCGUUAAGAACUGUUACUCCAUCGGAGCUUGCAAAAUCUGAACCUCAGUCCACAACAAUUAGACCUGAAGCAAGUGUCCAGGAAAACUUCAGUCUGUCAAUUCAUCAACAGGGCUUGAUCAAAAAGAGGAAUGGCACCAAAAAAACCCUGGGAUCACCUCAAAAUAGUUCAGAUAAUGCCACAGAAGAUGCAGGCGGAAAAAGUGAGCUCCCCCUCAUUUCUCCUGUAAAACAGAGUAAGAUCAAAGAUGCAAAAACACAGGUAAAGGCCAAGCAGCAUUCAGAUGAACCCCUGGAAAUGCAACAAAUCUUAAAUACCACACUAUACAGGGCUACCGUAGACCUGUCUUUGGAUAAUCAGCUCAAUCCAUGGGAGGAAGGUGCAUUUGAUGCUGAUGAGACUUAUGAUGCAGAAAACGGUUAUGAAUUUGAUGUUGAAAAAUACAAGAGGGCCAAAAGGGGAAACCGGACCCCAGGUCCCCCAGGUCCUCCAGGUUUACCUGGUCUGUCGGGGAAGAGAGGUCCAAGGGGUAUUCCAGGCCCACAUGGGAAUCCAGGUUUGCCAGGGCUGCCUGGUCAAAAGGGCCCUAAAGGAGAUCCAGGUUUCUCCCCAGGACAAGCAAAACGUGGAGAAAAGGGUGACCCAGGUCCAAGAGGCUUACUAGGCCCUCCUGGUAUCAAAGGUCAGAAGGGUCCCAAAGGCUAUCCAGGGCCACCAGGUCCACGAGGCGAGCAAGGAAUUCCGGGAAUGGCUGGCAAUGCUGGUUCACUUGGUUACCCUGGCAGGCAGGGGUUAGCUGGACCAGAAGGUAACCCAGGUCCUAAAGGUGUAAGAGGUUUCAUUGGACCUCCAGGGGUGGCAGGACAGCCAGGACCUGAAGGAGAAAGAGGCAUUCCAGGACUGCAAGGAAAAAGGGGUCUUAAGGGGAGACUGGGUUUUCCAGGUGACUUUGGAAACAGAGGCCCCCCUGGUGCAGAUGGGAAUCCUGGAGUUGUUGGUGGUGUUGGGCCUCCUGGAUUUCCUGGGCUGAGAGGUGUUGUUGGGCCUGUGGGACCGAGUGGACCUUCUGGAAUUCCUGGGCCUCUGGGUCUUCCAGGGAGUCUGGGGCAGCCUGGAAUGAAAGGUGAUAAGGGUGAACAAGGCAUUGCAGGAGAGCCGGGAGAGCUGGGCUAUCCAGGAGACAAGGGUUCUGUUGGUUUGCCAGGACCAGCAGGAAUCAGAGGAAAGCCAGGGCCUCCUGGAAAAAUCGGAGAUCCGGGACCCCAGGGACCAUCUGGUCCUCCUGGGCCUGAGGGUUUUCCAGGAGAUAUUGGUGUACCUGGACUAAAUGGCCCUGAAGGUCCAAAGGGACUUCUAGGUGACCGAGGGCCUCCGGGGGCCCCAGGCCCGAAAGGAAUCGAGGGAGAAGAAGGACCAAUUGGACCUAUUGGAGGAGUUGGACCAAGAGGAAGGCCAGGUCGGAAAGGGUAUGCCGGUGAACCUGGAUCAGAAGGCUUGAAGGGAGAACCAGGAGAUCAAGGAAACCUUGGAAAAACUGGUGAAGCAGGACCCAUUGGUUUACCUGGAGAAAUUGGACCAGCUGGAAUACCUGGUGAAAAGGGAGAGCGGGGCAGUCCAGGACCAGUGGGCCCUCCUGGGGAGAAAGGUGUCAUGGGCUAUGCAGGACCUCCAGGGGGCUUUGGGCCUUUAGGGCCACAAGGAUUGCCUGGUCCUUCAGGGGCAAGAGGACCUCCAGGACCACAGGGAGCUAAAGGACGAAGAGGGCCAAGAGGUCUAGAUGGUCCUCCAGGAGAACAAGGGACACAAGGUAUUAAGGGAGAAAGAGGUGAUCCAGGGAAAAAAGGUGUUCAUGGACUUAUUGGCAAGGCUGGAAACCCUGGAGAAAGGGGUGAUUCAGGAGUGCCAGGCUUGCCCGGACCUCCUGGAAACAUGGGUGACAGAGGCCCUGUGGGAGAGCCAGGCCCAAGAGGACAAAAAGGUGAUGCUGGCCCUGCAGGAGAAAUGGGUUUUGAGGGACCUCCUGGCCCUGAGGGAGAGCCUGGUCUGCAAGGAGAACCAGGUGCAAAGGGAGACAUCGGACCUGCUGGCAGUGCUGGAGAAACAGGAGAACAAGGUUUAAGGGGUGAACCAGGAUCCCCAGGAGAAGAUGGUGUACAAGGGAAAGAUGGCUCAAAGGGGAUCCCUGGAGACCAAGGGCUUCCAGGAGAGGAUGGUGAAAAAGGAGAAACCGGAAUUCCAGGAAUUACAGGCCCCACUGGUGAACCUGGCAUAAUGGGUAUUCCAGGACCUGAAGGAACACCAGGAAAUCCAGGUCAAAGGGGUCGUCCAGGAAGAAAGGGGGGAAAGGGGCAGCUAGGACCUCCAGGAGAGAUUGGAGCCACGGGUGAUGCUGGCCAACCUGGAAAAUUUGGUCCUAAAGGCGCAAGAGGAACUAGAGGUCCAUUGGGACAUUUAGGAGUAAUGGGACCUGAAGGAGAGCCAGGAAUUCCAGGUUACAUGGGUCAUCAGGGACAGCCAGGAUCACCUGGUCCUCCAGGACCCAAAGGAGAGAAGGGUUACCCAGGCGAAGACAACACAGUACUGGGACCACCUGGGCCCAUAGGUGAACCAGGUCCUAGUGGUGAACGUGGAGAUAGAGGAGAACCUGGUGAUGAGGGAUUCAAGGGUCACACAGGGCUUCCAGGUCUAAGAGGAGCAAUUGGACAACAAGGGCCUCCAGGUGAACCAGGUGAAUUGGGGGAGCAAGGACCAAAGGGAGAGAGAGGAUCAGAAGGUCCCACUGGAAAAAGAGGAAUGACUGGUCAAGCUGGGAAACCUGGAAUUCCUGGAAAACCAGGCCCACGAGGGCAGAAAGGUGCUUCUGGAUAUCCUGGACCAGAGGGCAUUCCUGGGAAUCCUGGAAAGCCUGGGUUACCUGGGAAUGCUGGCUUUCCUGGUAAUAAAGGGAGCCCAGGAAUAGCAGGGCUGGCAGGGUAUCCUGGAACUCGGGGAGCAAAGGGAUUGCCGGGCGUGCCAGGUAUCAGUGGAGAACCAGGACUAAAGGGUGAGCAAGGGCUUCAGGGUCAUCCAGGAAAACAAGGUAAAAGAGGCCUUCCUGGGGUACAAGGUGAUCAAGGCCCACCAGGAGAUCCUGGAUUGAAAGGGAAAACUGGAGAACUUGGAGAUCAAGGUUUGAUGGGGUUUCAAGGAUUCCCAGGUCCAAAAGGUCCUGAUGGGGACAUUGGUUUAGUUGGAAUUCUGGGUCCUAAAGGACCUGUAGGCCAAAUUGGAUACACUGGCCCCAUUGGUCAAGAAGGCAUAAUAGGCCCAACAGGCAAACCUGGAUCCAGGGGUGAAAAAGGCUCCAGGGGUGAAAUUGGCCCUCAGGGACCACGGGGUCAUCCAGGUCCACCAGGUCCACCUGGGGUACCUGGUCCAAGAAAACAAAUGGACAUCAAUGCUGCUAUUCAAGCCUUGAUUGAAUCAAAUGGUGCACUACAAAUGGAGAGCUACCAGAAUACUGAAGUAACUUUACUAGAUCACAGUGCAGAGAUAUUCAAAACGCUACACUAUCUUAGCAAUUUACUGCACAGUAUCAAGAACCCCCUCGGCACUCGGGAUAACCCAGCACGCAUCUGCAGGGAUUUGCUUAACUGUGAACGUAAAGUAUCAGAUGGAAAAUACUGGAUUGACCCAAAUAUUGGAUGUCCUUCUGAUGCCAUUGAGGUUUUCUGCAACUUUACUGCUGGUGGCCAGACAUGUCUAUCACCCGUAUCUGUGACAAAGUUGGAGUUUGGAGUUGGAAAAGUGCAGAUGAACUUUCUUCAUUUACUGAGCUCAGAAGCAACCCAUACCAUCACAGUUCACUGUCUGAACACCCCAGUGUGGGGAACAAAUGAGGCAGAUGCUCAGAAAACAUCUGUUCACUUCAAAGGCUGGAAUGGUCAAAUGUUUGAAGCAAAUACACUACUUGAACCAAAGGUGCUUACAGAUGAAUGCAUGAUCCAAGAUGGCAGCUGGCAUAAGACAGAGUUCCUUUUUCACACUCAGGACACUACUGACCUUCCGGUUGUUCAAGUGCAUACGCUUCCUCAUCUCAAACCAGGACAACAGCAUAACAUAGAAAGUGGUUCAGUGUGCUUUCUCUAAGCUUCCUGACCUGAUUCUGGUGUCUCACAACACCAUGGAACUGUUGCACGGAAAAAGCAUCUUUUUAAAACAAAAAUGAAUUAAAGAUUAAAUCAUUAUGAAACUGUGGAAGAAUUUUAAAGCAAAUUGUUGGUUAUAUCUUAAAGAAUCUCAGGAAGAAAAAGACUUCCUCCUAAGAAGGAGAAAUGGCAUUUAAAAAAAAAAAAAGACUAUGACGACAUUGCUAAAGUAUUUAAUUUUUUUAAAUAUUGGUUGGUGCUUUCUUGUAUAUUUCCCUGGAACUGAGAACUAUAUAUCUAAACAUAAAAUUCUUCAGGACCGCUAGUAUUCUUAAUAACCUAUUUAACAACACUGUACAGGACAUCCUAAGGAAAGCUGGAGACAUACAGUAGUAAGGAGCAAUACUGGCUAAUGCUCCCAAAUGUGCAAUAGCUUGUGUAUGAGAGUGAAUUAUGCCACAAUACAAGAAGUUGUCUUUUCUUAAACACUAAGUUGUAUUAUAGUCCUUUUGGACACAUACAUCUUAACAGAUGGUACACUACCUCUUACGUGUUUCCUGUUUGUAUUUCUGGUGCUCUUUAUAACACAAGGUGCUUGUGGCUUUAGUAAAGAUUAUUUGAUUCCCUUUUUCUCUUGCAGACUGUAUGUGCUGGUUACAUCAAGAUAUGUUUCUGUUGUAAAAGUACUUAUCUUAAAUUGUUUGGUCACAUACUUCAUUACAAGUAAAAACAUUAUUUAUGUGAAAUUUUUGAUUAAAAUGUUUGUUUAUUCUUGUGGAAGUGGUAUACCAGACAGCACAUUGUAUAUGGUGCUUAUAGGCAGGACAACUAAUUGUUAGCCAUUGUAAAGAUUGUUGUAGAAGAGCUACAUACAAUAGUUUUGGGGUUUAGUUUCUGGACUGCAGUUAACUAUUUUAAACACCCAAUAGCAUCUAAGAUGAUGUAUUGUGUAUAUAUUUUGUAACUUGUUGAAAAUUUUAAUACAGCAUAUGUUUUGAAUGGCUGCUAAGUUAUAAUCAUAAUUAUUUCAGCAACUUAGAAAUUCCAUUUCUUUGCAAUAUUACUAGACACUGUUUCACUUAUUUUAUUGAGUCUAAAAGUAUUUGACCCUCAGUUGUUGAACAAAAUACACUUUUAUCAUUAAGACAAAACAUUUACUCUAAAAGAUUUUGCAAACUGCUUGCCUAUAUCUGUUGUCAAAGCAGUGUUUGUACAGUAAUACAGAGCAAGAUUAUACCUCAUAUUUGGGGGGAGGGAGAGUGUUCAAACAGCAAUUCAUUUAAAUCAUCUUUAUCCAUAGUAAGUCAUGCUUACUCAUCUAUAAUAAAAUGUGCUUCUAAAAUAA
Molecule: messenger RNA, 5766 nt
Organism: Chrysemys picta bellii (western painted turtle)
Lineage: Eukaryota; Metazoa; Chordata; Testudines; Emydidae
Source: RefSeq, a predicted model, not a curated record